Contarinia nasturtii (swede midge) is the source of this 617-nucleotide messenger RNA. Its product is annotated as phosphatase and actin regulator 2-like. The coding region runs from base 48 to 602 and encodes 184 amino acids. Gene Ontology annotation, biological process: actin cytoskeleton organization. The record is from RefSeq and is a predicted model, not a curated record. The transcript has 2 exons. Lineage: Eukaryota; Metazoa; Arthropoda; Insecta; Diptera; Cecidomyiidae. Gene Ontology annotation, molecular function: actin binding.
AUAUUUUGCUUUGAAAAAAUAUCAUUGACUAGAUGUAAAUAAAAUACAUGCAUAUAAUCAACUUUCCAUUGACACGAAAAUUACCAUCGAAAUGGGUGAAAACAAACCACCCUGUUCGCUUUGGCUUGGGAGUAUCGAACAAUUUAGAGAAUAAAGAAAAUUCUCAUCCUUUUGUAAUUCGCGAAGAUACAAGUACUGAUAGUGAUCACAGUGAUGGACCAAUAUUGUUUCGCGAUGAUACUCCUAUGAGUGAUAAAUCCACAACUAAACUAGCACGAAAAGAAAGCCUUUCAUUGAAGUUGUCACUGCGACCAAACAUGGAGGAAUUGAUUAAUAGAAAUAUUUUACAUAUGCAAAGUGAGAAUGAAAGACAAGAAUCAAAAGAGGCAAUUGGUGCAAAAUUGAUAAGACGACUAUCAAUGAGACCUACCCCGGAAGAAUUAAUUGAGCGCAAUAUUUUAAAAAGUCAAUCUCCAGCUGAAGAAAAGAAACAAAAGGAGGAAAAGAAAAGAUUUCUCCUACGAAAACUUAGUUUCAGACCAACCGUGGAUGAGCUCAAAGAGAAAAAAAUAAUUCGAUUUAACGAAUUUGUAAUGUUUUGAGGACAUUCUAACGUU